Bolinopsis microptera is the source of this 810-nucleotide messenger RNA. RefSeq lists its product as uncharacterized. The transcript has 2 exons. Lineage: Eukaryota; Metazoa; Ctenophora; Tentaculata; Lobata; Bolinopsidae. The record is from RefSeq and is a predicted model, not a curated record. The coding region runs from base 386 to 736 and encodes 116 amino acids.
ACACAGAGUGGUCGGAGACGAGAGCUGAUAAGUGGAGACACAGAACAUAGACCGGUCGGGGACGAGUUACGGGAGAAUGCGGAUAUGCUGGAAGGAGAUACAGAGUCAGGAUGAGUCACAAAAUUUAUAUAACAGUCAGAAUGAGUCAUAAGAUUUAUAUAACAGUAGUUAUAUCGAAAUAACAGUGCAAUAUCAUUGAUCACAAAAAAUCAGAUAAAUCAGAAAUUACUUGGAACUGAAAGAACUGUCGAUAUUGAAAUGAAAAUUAAAACAAAGUCUUAAUAAAUAACUAUCGGAGAGUAUCACCCAACAGGGGCGGUGAGGAGAAGAUGGUUAACAUACCUGGAGUACAAGAGAGACAGUGACACUAAACCCACGGAUUGAGAUGCGUAGUACAUCAACUUGUAUUCUGAACAGAGACAUCGAACGAGAUCCAGAAGAAGAUAUCUGGAAGGAGAAAAGAGACAUGAAACGAGAUCCAAAAGAAGAUAUCUGGAAGGAGAAAAGAGACAUGGAACGAGAUCCAGAAGAAGAUAUCUGGAAGGAGACAAGAGACGUGGAACGGGAUCCAGAGGAAAAUAUUCAGAACGAGGAGCGGAGACCUGGAGCGAGAGCCAGAAGAAGAUAUGUUGAACAACGAACGGAGACUCGGGACCGGAUCCAGAUGAGGAUGUUCGCAACGAAGAAUGAGACGGGGAUAAGAAGAGACGAAAGAGAAAAUGGACAGAUAAAGUAAGCCGUUAAGUUUGGAUAUUGUGAAACUUUAUUAAAUUAUUGUACCAGUAUAGUAGGGUUCUAAGAAAGAACAUA